Messenger RNA from Morus notabilis, 630 nucleotides. Its product is annotated as subtilisin-like protease SBT3.16. The transcript is spliced from 3 exons. The record is from RefSeq and is a predicted model, not a curated record. NCBI's taxonomy places the organism in Eukaryota, Viridiplantae, Streptophyta, Magnoliopsida, Rosales, Moraceae. Bases 55 to 480 code for a protein of 141 amino acids.
ACUCUACAACAAACAAACAGCUAUAAAUACCUGGUGCAAGGAUUUCUCAGAAUAAUGCUCUCUCCAACUCCAAGAAAAAUACCUCUCUCUUCCUUCGUUUCGAUCGUCCAUUUGAUUUUGAUUUCGAUUUCGAUUUCGAUUUCGAUUUCUCAGAUCGCCAUGGCAGAUUCCUCCGAAUCCACUCCAAGCUCCGGCGUUACUCCGGCCUCAUCCGAAACAGCCGUUUACAUCGUCCACACCGACCAGGACAAUAGCAACGAAGACCCUGAGGCUUAUCACGUUCGAACCCUAGCAUCCGUCCUGGGAAGUGAGGAGGCGGCGAAGGGGGCUUUGAUUUACAGUUACAAGACGGCUAUGCAUGGAUUCUCCGCUAAGCUCACUCCGGGGCAGGGCGCCGAGAUUUCAAAACAACCGGGUGUUCUUCAGGUUGUUAAGAGCCAGACAGUCCAACUGCAUUCUGCAACAGCGUCGUUUGGUUGAAUAAACAGCAGAUGUUAAGAGGCCAUUGGUUAAAAGGUUCUCUCUUUAUGUGUACUAGCCAGAUUAACUUGACAUGCCCUUUGAUAGGGUGUGGUGGUGUGCUUCUACAUAAAUGAAUAAAUAAGGCUUUUACAAGUGAUUGCGUGUAAA